Messenger RNA from Vicia faba (fava bean), 897 nucleotides. The record is from the annotation of a GenBank genome assembly. Lineage: Eukaryota; Viridiplantae; Streptophyta; Magnoliopsida; Fabales; Fabaceae.
AUGAAUGUAACAAAGAAUUUUUCGGAAACAAUGAGGCGGCAGGGGCAGUAUGGUGAUGCAUCUGCGAAUAGUUAUGGAGCUUCGCAGAUGCAUCAUCAUCAUCUUCAUAUGGCUGGUCAAAGGGUGGAGACUAAGUCUGGUAAUUUUGAAGGGCGGCUAGAGGCAUUCACUCCAGAGAGAGAUAAUCAGUAUCCGAAUUCUAAGCCAGAGGGUCAGUGGAGAUGGGAAUUGGAUGAAUCGAAGAUGUCUAGUAAUCCUAUGAUGUCGAACAUGUUUAAUGAAGGUCAAGAGGGUGGUGAUGCUUCAAGGUCCUAUUUUCAAGGGCAGAGGCCUGAUCCUAAAUUAGCUUUGCAGAACCGGAGCAACAGUGAUUCCAGAUCUCAGGCCCAUGGAGAAGAUAUAGAUGUUAGGUAUGAAGGAAAUCAUUCAUCACAAACUUUUGAGGGUCUUGAGCAGAAUUUUCAUGAUGACAUUAUUAAACUGACUAAAGAACAGCAGGAUGUUGAAGAUGCAGAACAUGCCAGGCACAGAGAGAAAAUAAACACAAUCAAUACUCAAUAUGAAGAAAAACUGGAAGCACUCCGAGCUCGGCAUGGAAACCGCAGGGCUGAAUUUCUUCAAAGGGAAUCACUUGCUAGACAACAGCAGUAUGAGCAAAUCAUCCGGGAUCCUUACUCUUCCAGCAGUGGCAUGACACCCAGAGACUCUCAUGCUCACAGCAAUGUUAAUGCUCCAGCUUCUGGUGGAGAACCCCAACGAGGCUAUUCCGCUGAUCACUUUGAUCCCUACAGAGAGCAAUCUCGAUUUCUUGGGAAUGCAAGAGAUCAAGGAUUUGAACCUAGAGGUCCUUAUCCUGGGGGACGUGUCUAUGACACCGGUUCACGUUACUACAACUGA